This is a messenger RNA of Spirodela intermedia, 1192 nucleotides long. The record is from the annotation of a GenBank genome assembly. Lineage: Eukaryota; Viridiplantae; Streptophyta; Magnoliopsida; Alismatales; Araceae.
AUGGCGCUCGAUCCGAUGGGCCUGUCGAAGAUGGAUGAGCAGCUCGCGAUUCAGGAGGCGGCGGCGGCGGGCAUCCGCAGCAUGGAGCACCUCGUCUUCCAGCUCUCCGGCACUGCCCGGCACAAGCAAGUGGACUGCAGGGAGAUCGCCGAUUUUACGGUGACCAAGUUCAAGAAGGUCAUCUCCCUGCUGAAUCGGACGGGCCACGCGCGGUUCCGCGGGAGUGCUGCCACCCCCGCUUCAUCUGCUCCCUCCUCCGCUGGCGCCGCCGCCAGGCGGGCGUCGCCGGCCACGCCGUCCUUCUCCGCCCCCGUCACCACGGAUCUGAACUUUGCCCCUGUGUCGCCGCCGGUGAAGCCGGCGCCGGCGUUCCUCGCGCUUGACUUCACGAAGCCCAGCCCGGUGGCGCAGAAGGGCGGCGAGAUGACGGUGGCGAGCCAGUUCUCCAAGGAGACCUUCAGCAUCUCCCCGCCGAUGUCGUCGACGAACUCGUCCUUCUUGUCGUCCAUCACCGGCGACGGCAGCGUCUCGAACGGGAAGCAGGGUUCGUCCAUCCUCCUACCCUCCCCCACCUUGUCCGCCGGAAAGCCCCCUCUCUCCUCGUCCUACAAGAGGAAGUGCCCCGCCCACUCGGACAUCUCCGGCAAACACUCCGGCUCCAGUGGCCGCUGCCAUUGCUCGAAGAAGAGGUAUAGCUAUGACUUCAACGCGCUUCCCUCUGGACAUGGCCGUCGCUCAUUCCCCCGUCUGAAAGAAGUAUGCUUUGCUGCUAAAAACUUGCAGAAAAUCUCGGCUGAAGAAGGUGAUGAAAGUCCCGGCCAUCAGCUCCAAGGUCGCCGACAUUCCGCCGGACGAGUUCUCGUGGAGGAAGUACGGCCAGAAGCCCAUCAAGGGGUCACCCUUCCCAAGGUAAGCGUUCGAUCCACGCCCCUCCUCGAAGAUACAUCGAUGUCUAGGGUUUCCAAAUCCCUGAUCCCCGCCAUCUCUUCUUCUUCCUGUUCGCAGAGGGUACUACAAGUGCAGCACCAUGAGGGGAUGCCCCGCCAGGAAGCACGUCGAGAGGGACCCCAACGACCCCUCGAUGCUCAUCGUCACCUACGAGGGCGAGCACCGCCAUGGGCAGCACGGCGUCCCCGACGGCGGCCAUCUCGCCCUCGCCCAGCCCGUCGGCAACCUCGUGUUCGAGUCCUAG